Molecule: messenger RNA, 643 nt
Organism: Gadus chalcogrammus (walleye pollock)
Lineage: Eukaryota; Metazoa; Chordata; Actinopteri; Gadiformes; Gadidae
Gene: mvk
Product: mevalonate kinase
Exons: 3
Coding region: 269-643 (124 amino acids)
Biological process (GO): isoprenoid biosynthetic process; cholesterol biosynthetic process
Cellular component (GO): cytoplasm
Molecular function (GO): mevalonate kinase activity; ATP binding
Source: RefSeq, a predicted model, not a curated record
CGCCCCUUUCUUAGUGUGUUUUGUUGUCCCUCAAUACUGAACACUGAGUUCACGUUUCAUUCAAUUUUAAUCUAAAAGUGCAGCCGUUAAUACCGGUCUUAUUCUGUGUCGUUCUUAAAGGAAGUAACGUUCAAUAGGGGUGAACUCGAGCUGAGUGUACGAGGCGUCUCACCGGCUGUCACAUCAGUCACAUUAGUGGUUGUCCCUACACACUCACACACAAACACAUACACACAUGCUGUGAACCUCAAAAGGUAAAGAAACACAAAUGCAUGUCCGACACUGCAUCAUCUCCGCGCCAGGGAAGGCCAUCCUGCACGGAGAGCAUGCGGUCGUGCACGGAAAGGUGGCUCUUGCUGUCAGCCUCAACCUCAGGACUUAUCUAGAAUUGAAGGCGACCUCUACUGGUAAAGUCUCUAUAGACCUUCCCAACAUCGACACAUUCCUCUACUGGGACCUGUCUGACCUCCAGCCGCUGGUGUCGGAGUCCUUCGCCAAACCAGAGGAGGCCCAGCGGUUGGACCCGGAGCUCCUCGGACGACUGCGAGAGUUUGUGGGCGUCACCAAUGGAAACCUGGACACGCGCAGCAUGGCCACCCUGGCCUUCCUCUACAUCUACCUCUCCUUGUUUGGAUCAGGGUAA